CCGCAGAGCGGCGCGUCCCCGGACGAGGCGAGUCGAGUCUCCCGCGCCCAACCGUCCUCGCCGGAGUUGCUGCUGAGACGCUGCUUCCGAGCCCGGCCGCCAACAAAGUUCGUUCAAAAAAAUCCUAGUCGUUCUUAGAAGAGCGAAGGAGGGCGCGAGCCAGCCAGGCGGCCCCGCCGAGGGAGCUGGCGCGGUGGGCGGCGGCGGCGGCGGCGGCGGCGGCGGCGGUUGCGCCGCGACCAGGAGGAGCCGGUGGCGCCCGGCGGCGGGUCCGCGGCCGGCGGGGGACGAUUUGAGAAGAUCUGAUCACCUGGAAUUAAAGUUGGUUCAGAAACCUUUUCAACCACAAAAAUGUUGGAGGAAGAUAUGGAAGUGGCCAUCAAGAUGGUGGUUGUAGGGAAUGGAGCAGUUGGAAAAUCAAGUAUGAUACAGCGAUAUUGCAAAGGCAUUUUUACAAAAGACUACAAGAAAACCAUUGGAGUUGAUUUUUUGGAGCGACAAAUCCAAGUUAAUGAUGAAGAUGUCAGACUAAUGUUGUGGGAUACAGCAGGUCAAGAGGAAUUUGAUGCAAUAACAAAGGCCUACUAUCGAGGAGCCCAGGCUUGUGUGCUUGUAUUUUCUACCACAGACAGAGAAUCUUUUGAAGCAAUUUCCAGUUGGAGAGAGAAAGUAGUAGCUGAAGUUGGAGAUAUACCAACUGUACUUGUCCAAAACAAGAUUGAUCUCUUAGAUGAUUCUUGUAUAAAGAAUGAGGAAGCCGAGGCACUGGCAAAAAAGUUAAAGCUAAGAUUCUACAGAACAUCAGUGAAAGAAGAUCUAAAUGUGACUGAAGUUUUUAAAUAUUUGGCUGAAAAAUACCUUCAAAAACUCAAACAGCAAAUAGCUGAGGAUCCAGAAUUAAUGCAUUCAAGUAGUAACAAAAUUGGUGUCUUUAAUACAUCAACUGGAAGUCACUUGGGUCAAAAUUCAAGUACCCUUAAUGGUGGAGAUGUCAUCAAUCUUCGACCCAACAAACAGAGGACCAAGAAAAAUAGAAAUCCUUUUAGCAGCUGUAGCAUACCCUAAAACGUUUUAGGGAGGAAAAAAAAUUGAGUUAUAUUGUGCAAUUCAGUAAGAAAUGCAUCCAGCUGUCAUGGUAUGUUACAAGUUUUUGUUUUUUUUUUUUAAGCAGACUUUGCACCUAAUGGCUCUGUGAAAGUUGAAAGACUUAAAUAUUGUUCUGCAGCGCUUUUCAGGUGGAGUGAGAUCUUUGGUGGAAAGAUUACUGCCUUGUGGACUUGUUUUAAUUUUUUUUUACAUCAGACGAAGCUUCUCCUGUUUUUGAAGGAAUGCUGUAAAAAAUGUCAAAAACAGGUUUUGCUGAAUUUUAAGUGCUGGAAAACAUAAAUGGAAAGCCCCAAAUAUAUCGGUACAGAUUUUAAUAUUAUUGACCAAGGAGAGAUAGCAAGCAUUGUAUUUCUGAAAUUGGUCAUAUAGCUUUUUUGGAAAGUAGUAUUGAAUCCAAAUACAAAAAAAAAUAAUAGUGAAAGGUAAACCCUGAAUCUUGCCAGACUGCAUUAGUGUAUAUUUUGGCAAUGUUACUUGUGCAAUAUCUGUAUAAUGUAGAAUAUGGAGGUAUGUAUGCAGAUAUCUGGUACUGAAGUAUACUGAAGGUAUAUUCAGUACAUAAGGAAAGAGAAUCUAAUUCAUUCAUUCCUAAAAUCAUUUACACAUUGCGUGUAUGUUAAAAGUUUUUAUUUUCAAAUAAGAAAUUCCAGACAUAUAUUUUGCAAAACAAGCUCAGAUUUUAAAAGUGCUUUGUGCCAAAAAUAUCAUACCUAAUUUUUACAGUGCGUUACUAUCAGAAUUUAUAUUGUUUAUAUCUUUUAAAAGCAGUUUUCCUCUCUGACAGGGUAGAUCAAAGAGGAGUAGAAAUGUUUAAUGCUAGAGUAUUUCCCAGGUGAGACUUGCUGCAAAAUCUUUCUCACAUGUCCAUCUAUAAGCAUGAGGAGCUCGUGCUGGCCAAGCCCUUAUGAUGUCCAGCAUCCCUGCAGUUAUCCCGUGGGUCCUGUGAAAUGCAGUGGUGCAUCUAGCGCCUUUUUCUGCUGAAAAUGGAAUUUUGAACUUUUAAGGUUAUGCUAUCAAUUUUUUAAAUGCAGAAAAGAUGAUCUUUUGUCUUCAUCUGCAUGAUAGAUUUUAUAAGGCCCUGCAACUCUAAAGCAUCUUUUCGUUUACACAUCUUUGUAUGGUAUUUUAAGAUUAUCACUUAAAAAUUUCUAUAAACUUCGGUUUGUAUAGCACUUUCUCAAGGGCUCUGUCAGCACCACAUGCAGAAUAAUUUCUUUUAAGAACUGAUUUUCACAGUAAUCACGUGGCAGAGCAUAAAUAUGGUGACUUGGGACAGUAGUUUUCCAACUAAGAUAAUUGCAUGAACUCUGUUAAAAAGCGAUUAUUGUUCAUCAAUGACUUUGUUUUUAACCCCUCCCUGUAUACCUGGUUUUUGCAGGAUUUCAAGACAUGUAACUUUUCCUGGAAAAUGUGUCAUAAAUUCAUUUUUCAUUAUUUGAACAAAUGAAUAAUGUUGUAUGUAUUUCUUCUGUAUGUUCUGUCUCUCUUUAAGUGUUACAUCUGCACCAUCCUCUUCCCUUUGUCCAGAUUAACAUUGAAAAGAAUAGGAUUUUCUGGGGUAUGUCCUUUCUAAGGGGUCAAGAGUGAAUGUUUGCUUUUCAUAGUAUGGAAAUAAUCUGGUAUUAUCUAUUUUAAAGUAAUAUAAAAUGUUAAUUUUUAUGUCACCAAGUUGACUCCACUCCCAUUGCUGGCAGUGGGAUAGGUGUUGGGGGAAAAAAUUCCAUUCCUUUUUUUUUUUUAAUUUUUAUUUAUUAAUGAUAGUCACACACACAGAGAGAGAGAGAGGCAGAGACAUAGGCAGAGGGAGAAGCAGGCUCCAUGCACCGGGAGCCCCACGUGGGAUUCGAUCCCGGGUCUCCAGGAUCGCGCCCUGGGCCAAAGGCAGGCACUAAACCACUGCGCCACCCAGGGAUCCCAAAAAUUCCAUUCCUCACAAUGGGUAUCUGUUAAUGAUUCCUUUUUCCUUUUCUACUCUCUUAGAAUACAGUCUCUUUAAUUUUUGCACAAAACGUAUUUUGCAGCAAAUAGUUUUGUGGUCUUUAGUAGCCAAAAAAAGAAAAAAAUCAUGUCAUGUAAUAUGUUGUAGUUCUGUUUCAUAUUAAUUAAAUAUGUGGGGGAAGAGAUUGCUACUUUUCUAUAUAAAAAAGGUAAUCUCUCAUGGUGGUUGAAGUUUCCUGAUAGUUGUAAUAUAAUUUUAUGUGUUUAGUUUUGUCCUUUUUUCUUAUAAGAACUGAGAGAAAGUUUUGUUACACAUUUGAAUUUUUAUUUGCACUUGUGUAUUUUCCACUUAUGAUUAUUCAUUUUAAAUCACUAAGUAGGUCUGAAAAUCAGUUAAAUACUUUCUCAAUUUAAUUCUAAAACCUAAGUCUAACCCCACCCCCAGCAGCUGGUUCAGCAGUUUAGCGACACCUUCACUGCCUGUGUCUCUGCCUCUCUCUCUCUGUGUCUCUCAUGAAUAAAUAAAUAAAAUUUUAAUCCCCCCACAAGUACCUUAAUUCUUCUAAAUCACUUUACUGUUAAUUUGUAAUGAACUACGGACACUAAAGACAACACUGGCUAAGACUCCAGGCUGUUGUUUGUGCAUUUGUACUCUCAUGUACUUUUUUUACCUGGUGGCUGGUUUCUAGUAUACAGACAGAGAGCUGUGGAAUGACUGCCAUAUUGCAGAGCCCCCAGUUCUCCUUUCCUCUCUGUCAGCCUUACAAAUUAGAUAGCUUACCGAAUAGCCCUUAUAUAAGGCAAUAUACAGUUGAACCUUGGACAAUGCCAGUUUGAACUGUGUGGGUCCACUUUCAUGCGGAUUUUUUACAGGACUAUAAAUGUAUCUUUUCUUCCUUAUGGUUGUCUUAAUAACGUUUUCUUUUCUCCUGGCUUACUUUAUAAGAAUACAGUAUGGAAUACGCACAACAUACAGAAUAUUUGUCAAUAGACAGCUUAUGUUAUCAGUAGGGCUUAGCAGUUAAGUGUUAGGGGAGUCAAAAGUUAUACUUGGAUUUUUCAUAGUGCGGGGGUUGGUGCCGCUUAUCCCGGUGUUGUUCAAGGAUCAACUGUAUUUCUAUUGUUAUUAGUGCCAUAAGAUGAAAUCCGUUGCCAUUAAUUUAGUACUUACUAUCAGGUGGGAACUAUACAAAGUACCUUGCAAACAAUAAUUUAAUCUUUACAGCAAUUCUAUGGAGUAUUAUUAUUCCUUCCCUUUUUUCAAAGGAGGAGGAGAAUGAAGAUCUAAGUUUGUCAGAGUCACAUACUCGAUAGCAACAAAGCCAUUUUCUAUCCUAUUUUGUAACUAUUAUGUUUAUAUUACCCAGACAUAAAAAGAUGUGCUAUCUUCCAUUAUACUUUAUGGUCUAAUAUAUAUGAAUGGAUUUGAUACUGCUUUAUAUAUGCAGUUAUAUUUUAUGGAGGAAUUACUACUGCUAGGAACAUUUUCAGCGUAUAAAUGUCCUAACAUAAUAUUGAUUUCUUAUUGAUGCAUUUGUCUUAAAAAGAGAAUUAAAAUAAUAAAGUAACUAUUUUUCGAUCAAAAGUCUAAUUUCUCAUCUGAAAUUGUGGGGAGGGACGUAUCCUAAAAGACUGAUUUAAUAAUAUUUUAGUAUAGAUUUGAUAGUUUCAUCAAAAAAAUUUAAAUAAUUAAAAAUAUGAAGAAAACCUUUUGAAUUGGGAUUAUGUACUUAGUUUAAAAAAAAAAAAAGUUAACCACUCCCAAGUACAUUAUAAGAGGCUUAUGUAAAGGGAAUUCUGACUAGCCAUUUUUAGUUAAAGUAGAAGAUCAAAGUUGAAGGAUUUAGCUUGGUUAUAUUGAUUAUUAAAUGCUGAAAUAAUUUAAUAAAGUAAGUUAAGCAAUCUCCAUAAAUGAGUAUAUUAAAUAAAAAAAUAGGGGUGCCUGGCUAGUUCACAUGGUGGAGCAUGCAACUCUUGAUCUCGGGGUUCUAAAUUUGAGCCCCAAGUGGGUAUAGAGAAUACUUAAAAAAAAUUUUUCUUCAAAACAAAAACUAUUACCCAUGCUGAAUGUCAACAUGGAUGCAGAAGUUGUCAUUGAAAGGUUUUUCAUUUUCCCUAUUUUUAUAUUUCUUAGAAUUCAGUUUUUCAUAUAUUUAAGUGACAGACCCAAAUAUAUUUCUAUUAUUUUUAAUUGUUAUAGAGAAAUCAAAGGCUGAAUUUGCUUUUUGUGUUAUGUGUGACACCUUGUUUUUUGUGUUCCAUGUGACACCUCUAUAAUUCUUACAUUCUUUGUGCUAUUAUUAAAUAUGUACAUAUUUCAUCUCUUCUAAUUAAUAUGUUACUCAAACUUUUCUACUUUUAAAAUUGUAAUGAGAAUAUUUUGCUCUUCUAUUGGAUUGUAAGACAAAAACACUGUCAUACUGAUCUUGAAAUUUCCUAGUAUGUCUUUUACACAAGAUUUAUAAAUUACAUGAAUUAGAGCAGAUUAUAAACAAACACUUAAAAUUUAAAUGCAUGAUACUUAUUGCUGAGAGAAAUUAAAGGAGAUUGAAAUGGAUGUAUUAUGUACAUGAUUAGAAAACUCAGUAUUGUUUUGUUGUCAGCUCUUUCUAAAUUGAUCUAUAGAUUCAAUGCAAUUCCAAUCAAAAUCCCAGCAGGCAUUUUAUUGAAAAUGUUAAAGUUUAUCUAAAAGUUAUGUGAUGAACCUAGGAUAGCCAAAACAAUUUUGAAAAAGAAAAGAGUUUGAAGAACUGCGACUCUAUGAUUUUAAGAUUCUCAGUAUAGGUACAGUAAAGAAGAUACAUAGAUCAUUGAAACAGACUAGAAUCCAGAAAUAUACCCACAAAAAUAUGGUCAAGUGAUUUUUAACAAAGACUUCAUAACAGUUCCAUGGAUAAAGGGAAAAUGUACUAGAAUAACUAGAUAUUUUGAAUCUUAGGACUUAACUUCAUAAUAUCCUCAAAAUAGAAUUUGUGGUGGGUUAUUAACCUAAUAAAAGCUAAAACUAAGGCUUCUAGAAGAAAACAGGAAAUAAUCCGCAUGACCUUAGGGUAAGCAAGUAUAUCUUAGGUCUUAGAAAGUGCUAACUGUAAAAGAGAAUCAGUAAAUUGAAUAUAAUGAAAAUUUAAAGCUUCUACUCAAAGACAUGGUUAAGAAAUGAGUAGACAAGCCAUAUACCAGGAGAAUAUAUCUGUAAUAAUCAUAUCUAAUGAGGGACUUAUAACUAUAAUAUGUUAAAAAAAACCCAACCCUACAACUCAUUUAUAAAAGACAACACAAAUAAAAAUGAGUAAAAUACUUUAACAGACACAUUAUAGGGAAAGAUAUAUGAAUAGGCAAUAAGUACACGGGAAAAUGCUCAAAACGUUAGUCAUCAGGAAAGUGCAAAUUAAUACAACAAUAAGAUGCCAUUACAAGCCUCUAAAAUAGCUAAAAUUAAUAAUUGACAAAAUACUUGUAUAGAUGUGGACUAAUUGGAACUCUGAUUUAGUCACUUUGGAAACCUUGGCAAUUUCUAAUAAAAUUAAAGAUACAUCAUCUAUAUGACCCAGAAAUUUCCCUUCUAGGUAUUUACCCAAGAGAAAUAAAAUCUUAAGUGUAUGAAAAGAGUUGUACAAGAAUGCUCAUAGCAGCUUUAAAAUAGACUGAAACUGUGCCUGGGUGGUUCAGUCGGUUAAGCAAACAUCUGCCUUUGUCUCAGGUCAUGAUCCCAGGGUCCUGGGAUCGAGCCUUAGCCUCCCUGAUCAGUAAACAAUCUAUUUCUUCCUCUCCUUCCUCUACCUCCCAUGCCCCACUCAUUCUCACUUGCAGUCUCUCAAAUAAAUAAAUAAAAUCUUUUUUUUUUAAUUUUUUUUUAAAUUUUUAUUUAUUUAUGAUAGUCACACAGAGAGAGAGAGAGAGGCAGAGACACAGGCAGAGGGAGAAGCAGGCUCCAUGCACCAGGAGCCCGAUGUGGGAUUCGAUCCCGGGUCUCCAGGAUCGGGCUCUGGGCCAAAGGCAGGCGCCAAACCGCUGCGCCACCCAGGGAUCCCCAACUAAAAUCUUUAAAAAAUAAAAGUAGCCCCAAGCCGGAAAAAUGCAGAUACCACCAACACAUGAAUAGUUAUACAAAUUGUAGUAUAUUCAUACAAUGAAAUAAUACUCAUAAUUAAAAUGAACAAACUAUUAAUCUACACAACAACAUGAAUCUCAAAAAAUGCUGAGUGAAAGAAGUCUGAGAAAAAGAGUAUGUACUAUAUAAUUUCGUUUAUAUGAAGUCCUAGAGUGGGCAAAUCUAAAACAAUAAGAACAAUAGUUGCUUCUGGGAGCAUGCAUUGACAAGAAAAAGGCAUAGAGAAUAUUCUUGGGUAAGGAAGAUACAUCUUGAUAUGGGUGUGUGUUACAUAGCUAUGCAUAUGUAUGUUUAUGCAUACACAGCUAUAUGGGUAUGUCAAAACAUUGAAUUAUACACUUAAGAUCUGUAUAUUUCAUUGUAAACUACACCUCAAUAAAAAAUUAGAAAAAUAAUGUGCUUGUUUUCCGGGAAAUACUGGUUUAGUGAUGAAUUAUAUUUAAAUUAAUAUUUAUUUGGGGCUACUUCUAAGAAGGGUGAUGGCUUAAGCACUAACAUUUGGAUAUCCUUUAUGGUCUGGCCAAUGGAAUAUAAAAUCGAUGAACAACCUGAGUAGUAGAUAGUCUCCAAGAUGGCCCCCAAAUAUGUGCAUGCAGCUACUUCCAUCAGGAGGGAGAGCUUAUGUCUCUUCUUGAAUCUGAUGUGGGCCUCUAACUGCUUCAUCUAAUUAAAUGCAGAGACGUAACAGCCUAGGAUCUCUGAACCCAGACAUUAAUAAGCCUUCUGCUUCCUCCUUCUGAAACCCAGCAGCCAUGGUGUGAGGAAACAGUUAAGUGAAAAGGCCCGUGUGGCUAAAAUAAAGGGCUCCAGCUAACAGCCCCAGCUGAGCUCCUGUGUGACAGCCAGCACCAAUCUGGAGUAGUCUUGGAGAUGGAUCCCCCAGCCUCAGUCAAACCAACCUUUCUAGUGCCAAAUGUAGCAAAGAAGAGCUACCCCACUGAGCUCUGCCAAAACUGCAAAAUCACAAACAAGUAAAUGAUUAUUGCUUUAAGUUACUAAAUUUUGGAGUUGUGUAUUACAUAGCAAUUGAUAAUUAAAACAACUUACAAUGGAACGCCUGGGUGGUAUAGCGGUUGAGCAUCUGCCUUUGGCUCAGGGCAUGAUCCCAAUUCAGGGAUUAAGUCCCACAUCAGGCUCCCUGUGAGGAGCCUGCUUCUCCCUCUGCCUAUGUCUCUGCCUCUCUUUGUGUCUUUCAUGAAUAAAUAAAUAAAAUCUUUAAAAAAAAGUAAAACAACUUACAUUAACACUGGAAUAUGAAAAAUACCAUCCACAUGGCACAAAUUUCAAGGAAUUUUUCCCACGUGGCAUAGAUGGAACCAGAUUGAAGGAGGACAUGUAGGGCUUGCUCAACAUUCCUUUCCUGAGGAAGGAGUGCUGGGCUUCCAAGAAUAGAAGAAAUCCUGAUGAAAUGCUUCAUACAAACCCUUUAGGAUUUUGGUUGGGAUUGCAUAAAAAUAGAUUAAUUUGGGGCAAAUUGUCAUCUUUGUCAUAUUGAGUCUUUCUAUGUAGGAACAUCAUAGUGUCCUUUAUUCAAGUGUGUGUGUGUGUGUGUGUGUGUGUGUGUGUAUUUGUCAGUAAAGUUUGAGAUUUGUUAACUUUUCUAGUGGUUCAUCCUAACUAUAUUGGUCCAGUAUUGGGAUUUCAAAUAAACUGUGUUGGAGAUUAUCUGGGUCUUUGGGCAAAUCUUUUGGUCUCAAAGAAGGAGUAAAAGUUUGUAUUUUCUGUGGUGAUUUUGCAAGAUUUACAGAGUAUAGGAAGUAGGGAGGAAGCUAUCUCAGAAUUUCACUGCUGUGCCCACUGGCUGCUUCUCAAAGUUUAUUCUCAAGGGUUGUUCCUUGGUGCUGCCCCACCCCCACCUUCCCACACUCACCUUGGCAACAGGUACCAAUCCUCCUCUUAGAGGUUCACUACAUCCAUCCCCUUUGUCUCACUUCACUAGGGCAGACUUAAUGAGCUGCUGUUCUGGCAGGGCUUCCUGCUGACAGCCCUGCAGCUUUACUACCUCCACUCCAGGUGUGGGGGACUCGGUUCUGUCCUGGGCAUCAUUGCUUACUUCCCAAGCAAGCUUUUCCUUUUUCAUUUAUUGAAUUUCAGGCUACUUAUCCUCACCCCCCCCCCCCCCGCAACCCUCACCCCACUCUGGUCCUGUUUGCACUUUGUCUUGUAGAAAUUGCUCUGGCCUAUACCUUCUCUUUUUCCAUCCCUGAAACAGAAUUGUUCCCAUGUUUAUAUUAUACUUGUCAUUUCAAUGACAUUUGAAAACUCCUCCCUGAAAUGGGAGAUUUCAGAAUCAUCUUUCUUAAGCAGAUAUCUGAUUAUAACCAAAAUCUUAAUGGUUCUGUGAAUACUUAGAUGGUAAUCUUUUUUUUUAAUUUUUUUAAAAUUUUUAUUUAUUUAUGAUAGGCACACAGUGAGAGAGAGAGGCAGAGACACAGGCAGAGGGUGAAACAGGUUCCAUGCACCGGGAGCCCAACGUGGGAUUCGAUCCCAGGUCCCCAGGUUCGCGCCCUGGGCCAAAGGCAGGCGCUAAACCGCUGUGCCACCCAGGGAUCCCUUAGAUGGUAAUCUUAAUGUCUCUUCUGAGCAUUCAGGACUCCCCAACAUUUCACUCUAGCUCACCUUCUUACUAUGGGCUUACAUGUAUCUGAUAUUUUGAUUACAUGUGGGCUUCUUACUGUGGGCUUACAUGUGUCUGAUUACCAUUUCUAGAACCUACCCACAGUUUGCCAUCCUCAGCCUUUUAUAUUGAUUUCUUGACCAGAAAUGUCCAUUCAUUUAUCAUAUAGUUGUUGUUGACCCAUAUAGUUGUUGACCGCCUUCCACAUACCAAACACUGUCAAUAGUAACAUUGUUAAAAAAAAAACAAAAACAAAAACAAUCAUGCUUAGACUUUGGAAGAAAAUAGUUUCUUUGAUCAAAACUAUAUUUUGUGUGUCUAGAUGUUUGAAAAUAUCAAAUAUUAAACUGUGACAAUAUGCAGAGACUGUCUAUUGACACAUGAACUGAGUUAGUGCCAGUGGUUCACAUGUAAGGAAGUGAGCUUAAACUUACCCUGAACCAGAUCAUAAUGCACUAGGAGGGACAGGCAUGAAUCUUGUCAGCUAAUGAUAAGAGCCAGGAAAUAACACUGAAGAAGUCUCUGGGUUUGUAGUGAAAAUAGUUUCAUAAAUAACAGGGAACAGACAUGGCAAGAGAUAGGAUAGAUUCUAUCUUUGGCUAAUUAUAGAUGUCAGAUGCUAUGACUGAUUGUGUGCACCCCCCCCAUUCAUAUGUUGAAAUCCUCAUCUCCAGCAUGAUGGUGUUAGGAGGUAGGGCCUUUGAUAGAGGAUUGGGUCAUGAGAGCAGGGCCCUCAUCAGUGAGAUUAGUGCCCUUAUCAAAGGGACUCCAGAGUGCUCAUUUGCCCUCUCUGCCAUGUGAGGACACAGCAAAAGAUGCCUGUCCAUGACCCAGGAGGCAGGUUCUCACUGGACACCAAAUCUACUGAUGCCUUGAUCUUGAAAUCUACAGCCUCCAGAACGGUGAGAAAUAAAUAUCUGUUGUUUAUAAGCCAUUCAUUCUAUGGAUUCCAUGGUGUUUUCUUAUAGCAGCCCCAAACAACUAAGAAAAUGGGUACUAAGAAGUGGGUUACUGAUAUAACAAAUACCUAAAACUAUGGAGGUGGCUUUGGAACUGGGUAAUGGGCAGAGACUGGAAGGAUUUUGGGGUGCAUGUGAGAAAAAUCCCAUAUUGCCAUGAAUGGACCACUGAUGGUAGUUCUGGUGAGAAGUCAGAAAGAAAUGAGAGCUGCAGAGGAGCUUCCAUCCAAUUAGAGAAUACCCAAGUAAUUCGGAAUAGCAACAUGGAUGGUAAAGCCAUUCUAGUGAGGUCUUGGACAGAAAUGAGGAACCUAUUAUUGGAAACUGGAGGAAAGGCCAGCUUUGUUAUAAAAUGAAGAACUUGGCUGAAUUGUGUUCAUGUUCUAGUUUUGUUCUACUUUCCACAUUCCCAACUGGUCUCUUUGCGUCUACCUGCCACCUCUCUUACAUCCUACACAUUGCUGCCAGAAUGAUCUAAAUUAAAUUGUAAAAUCUGCUUCAGAGCCUUGCAUAAUAUCCAUUGCCAUUUUGUCAAACUCUUGAGUAUGACUGCCCUGAUCUUACUCUCUGGUCUUCACUCAUGUGCUCCUUAUUAAACUACUAUAGAGAGUAUGUUGUAAUUCACAGAUUGCCUCAUGUUAUUAAUAUCUCUGUGACUUUGAACAUUCUGUUUCUUCUAGAAUUCUCUUCUCCCUCCUUGCCUUAUUCUUUUUUUUUAAGGUUUUUAUUUAUUUAAGAGAGAAAGUGCAGAAAGAGAGCACAAGCAGGAGUUGGGGAGGUGCAGAGGGAGAAGACGGAGAGGAGAAGCAGACUCCCAAGUGAGCAGGGAGCCCGAAAACAUGGGGGUUUGAUCCCAGGACCCCAGGAUCAUGACUCGAGCUGAAAGCACAUGCUUAACUGACUGAGCCAUCCAGGCACCCCGCCCCGCCUUACUAACUCUUUAAUGUUAUUUAAGACUUCAUUUCAGUGCCAUCACCCCUUGGAAAGUCCUCCCUUAUCAUCCCAUGCUAAAUUAAAUGUCUGCACUUAUUUCGACUUCUCGAAUUCUCCUCUAGUGCCAUGAUUAUAUUUAUAUCAUGCUACUCUAAUCUGUUAUUUAAAGUUUGGUCUGCUUCAGGGCACCUACAAUGUAUCAGGCACCAUACUAAAUCUAAGUGGUAAAGUAAUGUUCAAUAAAGACACAGUUCUCACCCUUAUGGAGCUCUGAGACUAAAAAAAAAAGACAUUAAGCAAGGAAUUAUAAGUGCUCCUAAAGAAAUAGAAAUUCUAUGGUAAGUAUAACGGAAGACCUCGAGGAUCAGGAAUCUUUAGGCUCAGACCUUUCUAUCCCCCUGUUAGACCAUGAGCAACUUGAGGUCAGAGAGAACUAUGUUGGUCCUAAUGGGCACUUGAUCGGGGUUCAUGAAUGAAUACGUGUGUUUCAUAAUGGAAAGCUCUUUAUUUCAUGAAGCAGCAGAUUACAUUUUUAGACUGCUCUAAUAUUUUUUCUUUUAUUGAGCUGUAAAAUCUCUCAAACUUCUACUCAUUGUUCUUAGUUAUGGACUCUGGAGGAGUUCAGGGUAAGUUUAUUCUUUCUUCUAUGCAGAAGCCCUUCAAAUAUUUUAAGAUAGUUAUAUGGCCACUAUAUAUCUUGUUUUGGGCAGGUGUAGGGGUGGAGUGUGGUGGUUAAAUAUUACCUUCUUUCAGAGUAAGUGGAAAAAGUGUUGGUACUUACUUUGUGACUAUCUGUUGAAGAUGGUGGAUUGAACACAAGCAUUCACCUUUACCACCUCUCCAGAUCCCAUUAAAAUGACCUUAAAGAAUGUUUAAAAAGGCAUAGGGCAGCACGGGUGGCUCAGCGGUUUGGUGCCUGCCUUUGGCCCAGGGCGUGAUCCUGGAGACCUGGGAUCAAGUCCCGCAUCGGGCUCCCUGCAUGGAGCCUGCUUCUCCCUCUGCCUGUGUCUCUGCCUCUCUGUGUCUCUCAUUAAUAAAUAAAUAAAAAUCUUUUUUAAAAAAAGGCAUAAAUGUCUCAUACUCGGAGAGAACAACAGCAAACAAUUUUGGAAGCUGGAGAGUGGAUGGAUUGGGAUAAGUCUUCACAUGUCAUAAUCAUAUUAUAUCCAGGAAAACAGAACCGUCAACAGGCAGUGGAGAACCCCAUAAGUGAGCCAUCUUGCACCACAUAGCUCCCAGAGGCUCAGAAAUUGCCAGGAUUGAGUGUAUUAAGCAUAACUUUAUUCUGAGGUUUGACAUCUGAGGCCUUACUGGUAGUGGGGAGACUACACCUCAGGGCUCCUCUCCUCACCACUUCUAAGCGAUUCUUACAUUCUGGGCCACUAUUCUGCUGCCCUAAUCAUCCCACACCAGGUAUCCACACUUUAAGGACAGCCAGCCCCAAGGCCCCAGAGCCUGCUGAAAUUUUUUUUUAAUAAAUUUAUUUUUAUUGGUGUUCAAUUUACCAACAUUCGGAAUAACAUCCAGUGCUCAUCCCAUCAAGUGCCCCCCUCAGUGCCCGUCACCCAUUCACCCUCACCCCCCGCCCUCCUCCCCUUCCACCACCCCUAGUUCGUUUCCCAGAGUUAGGAGUCUUUAUGUUCUGUCUCCCUUUCUGAUAUUUCCCACACGUUUCUUCUCCCUUCCCUUCUAUUCCCUUUCACUAUUAUUUAUAUUCUCCAAAUGAAUGAGAACAUACAAUGUUUGUCCUUCUCUGAUUGACUUACUUCACUCAGCAUAAUAUCCUCCAGUUCCAUCCACGUUGAAGCAAAUGGUGGGUAUUUGUCAUUUCUAAUGGCUGAGUAAUAUUCCAUUGUAUACAGAAACCACAUCUUCUUUAUCCAUUCAUCUUUCGAUGGACACCAAGGCUCCUUCCACAGUUUGGCUAUUGUGAGCCUGCUGAAAUUAUUUAAACUAGCCAAUCCUCAGCCUGCUUACCCUGCCUCUCCGAGUCCUCUUAUGAAAUUGCAAUAAAGGCUGUUCCUUUAUUCCCUCUGUCAGCUGACCAACCCUGGUGUUUCCCCUGUGGCUCUUUGUGGUGUGGCAGGCUUCCUUCUGGGAAUGGUGAAUAACAAACUAUCUUUUCCAUGGCAAUUAUCUCCUUAUCUAAAUAAUAAUAAAACUUAAACUUUAAGACACUGGCAAUCUCUGAAAAAGAAGGGUAAAACAGGAGAAUCGUUUGAAAGUUUUGAUCAGAAGCAGUUAGAUACUCCAGAUCUCCUUUGCUUUCUCCCUAUACUGCCCCCCCAUUACCUACCACCAUAUAUAGCUGGCCAACUGCCCCUCUCCUACCACAGCAGAUUUUGUUUGCUUUCUUAAUAAAAGUGAACCAGAGGGAGCAUCAGGUCCAUCUGAGAGGAGGCUACCACACUGAGAAUAAGAGUAGCAAGUGCAAGUCUGCAUAUUGAAGGGAGAAACUCUAAAGCCCCUCAGCUCCAAGAUCAGUAGUAAGCUGACUUAGAGCCUCCACAUACAACAUUGGACCUGCUUUUUCUGGAGAUCUAAGAAGCCCAAAAGAAAAGGACUAAAGAUACUGAUAAUUGGAGGUCUCUCCAAGAAUCACCAAAAUCAGAUCUCUCUAUAGUAAAGCCCCUAUUUGACAAAGCUGUGCUCUUACACAUACAGGUUUGAAUGUUCCUUUUUUUUUUUUUAAGAUUUUAUUUAUUUAUUUAUUGGACAGAGGGAGAGAGCAGAGGGAGCUAGAACAUGGGGGCGGGGGCAAAGAGGGAGAGAGAGAAGCCAACUCUCUGCUGAGCAGGGAGCUCAAUGACAAUGUGGGGCUCCACCCCAGGACCCCAGGAUUCUGGCCUGAGCAGAUGUUUAACCAACUGAGCCACCCAGGUGCCUAAUGUUCCACUCUUAAAUGUGAAUGAAUUGUCAAGGAUCCCCAUACACUGAAACAAAGCCUCCAACAUCAAAAACAGAGAUAAAAUCCAAGGAUAAGCUAGGCUUAGAAAAAAGUUAAAAACAACAAAAAAACCCACACACAACUGCUCAUUAAAAUCUAUAGAUAAAAAAUAACACAUUCAUGAAACAACAGAUAAGUAAAAAAGAGGAAAAUUAUGAGAACAAAAAAGAAUUCUUGGAAACUUAAAAUAGUAUUAAUGGGCACCUGAGUGGCUUGAUUUCAGCUGGAGUCAUGAUCUCCAGGUCAUGGUAUUGAGCCCUGACUCAGACUCCGCCCAGCUUGGAAUUCUCUCUUUUCCCUCUGUCCUUAGCCCCCCAUGCUUGCAUGUGCAUGCUGUCUAAAAAAAAAAAAAAAAAGGUAGAAAAGCUUUGUCAUUAAAAAGUAGUAAUAAUAGGGGACCCAUGGGUAGCUCAGUCAGUUGAGCGUUCAAGUCUUCAUUUCAGCUCAGGUCAUGCUCUCUGGUGUCUGAUAUCGAGUCCCACAUGGGGCUCAGCACUCAUUGUGGAGUCUGCUUGUCCCUCUCCCUCUGCUCCUCCUCCCAGCCACGUCCCCCAUAAACAAAAUCUUUAAAAAAUAAUAAUAUUAUUUACAAUAACUGGUUCUUCAUUUGGUUCGGUACAAUGUUCAUUCUAAUUAAAUGAGAUCUGACAUGUUAAUGUCCAGAACACUGUUUGGCACAUCAUAAAUGCUCAAUAAAUAAUGAUUUCUUUCUUCUACUACCUCUAAAUGAAAGUACCGUAAACUUCUUUCAUGUCAAAAUACAGUAAAAGCCAGGACACCUGGGUGGUUCAGUGGUUGAGUAUCUGCCUUCGGCUCAGGGCAUGAUCCUGGGAUCUGGGAUCGAGUCCCACAUCGGGCUCCCUGCGAGGAGCCUGCUUCUCCCUCUGCCUAUGUCUCUGCCUCUCUCUCUCUGUGUGUCUCUCAUGAAUAAAUAAAUAAAUCUUUAAAAAAUAUAUAGUAAAACCCUCUAAUAAAGCAUUAAAAAUUUCCUGCCAAUAAAAUAUAAUACUAUACAGUGUUACCAAAUAGAAAAAAAUGAGAGUUUUUUUUUUUGCCUACCCACAAAUACUCCUUGAGGGAAUUAUAAUAUAAAUUAGAUUACUCCUAAUCACAACAUGGACAUCAAAUAACUUGCAAUGGACUUAAAUUAUUUCAUGGUUUCCUUAACUAGUGUGAUGGUUACCAAAUCAAAAGGAAAAACAUUCUAGUUAAUCAUGGGAUAAGCUUUUUUCCUAAUAUGGUAUAAACAAUUGUAAAGUUCUUACUGUAUGACAUGUUAGGGUGUGUAUUUUCUUAACUCUCAGAGGAAGAUUAGUAACAAACCAUGUGCCUGUAUGUGAGUGUGUGUGUGUGUGUAUUUUAAAACAAGUUGCUAAAAAAAAAAAAAAAAAAAAAAAAGUUGCUGCCCAGACUUCAUUUAGAGCCCUGAAAAACCCAGGCUCUUUACAUUAUAAUUUAACAAUGAUGUAAUCUGACCUGUAUUUGUAUCUAAAGUGAUCACAGGCAAUCUCACAGUGAUGUUUGCCUUGAGUUUUUUUUUUUUUUAAUUUAUUUAUGAUAGUCACAGAGAGAGAGAGAGAGGCAGAGACACAGGCAGAGGGAGAAGCAGGCUCCAUGCACCGGAAGCCCGAUGUGGGACUCGAUCCUGGGUCUCCAGGAUCGCGCCCUGGGCCAAAGGCAAGCGCCAAACCGCUGCGCCACCCAGGGAUCCCCUGCCUUGAGUUUUGUUUUAGGAAUGAUUUCUUAUGGGAAAGAGGAAUUUUCUAGAAAUUCUGUUUUAAAUAUCUUUUAUGAAUCUCAUAAGUGUUCUCAAACAACAUGAUACUAUUUGUUCUAAAACCCAUGUGUCCCAGCUUGGUAUCAACCAAAUACCAUCUAGCACAGCCAGCCACCUAUAAAAUGUAAGAAGUUCUUAGAAGGUUUGCAACUUAAUUCAUAAUUUCACAUUUUUACACUUUCCAAAUGUCAGUAUUAUGUGUACUCAGAAAAUGCAAAUGGUGAUAAAAAUGCAAAUGGUAGUGGUUAUUCAUUACGGAAUAUUUUCCCUUAGUAAUUGGGAACAGGAAAAGGAACUGUAGUGGUGACAUGAGAAGGAUGAGGGGUGUGUGUGUGCGUGUGUGUGUGUGUGUGUGUGUGUGUGUGUAAUAGUGGUGUCUGUGGAGAGAACUGAGUGCAGAAUAGGAUGCUGUAUGAACGUGAGGAACAGGAAUGAAGGAUGUGGAAAGGAAUGGUACUGGUCUCCUAAGAUAAAGAUUAAGAGGGUAUGUUAAUAGAAUAUUAGCACAGAUGAAGAGAUUCAAUUCUAUUGUAGUGUGCAGAAUGAGGCACACAGUGGUAGUAGGCUCACUAUUCCUUUCUGUAUCAUUUGAAUCUAGCUAAUAUAAUGGGGAAACACAGGUACCCCAAUCACCUAAGAAAACCUCUUCUGACUUCCCAGAUCUUCCCAUUUAUAUUCUUUUUUUUCCAAGUGAUUUUUGAGGUUGCAUUCUACACAUAUUUAUGUGAUCCUUUUAUAGUUUCACGCACUAGACUCUAAGUACCCUAAGGAGAAGCACUUUGUCUUUUGUGGCUCACAUUGUAUCCUAGCACAGCAAUGGGCCUAGCACAUAGUAGAUGAAUCUGUUGACCUUUGAAUAAUAUGGGGCUGGGGUGCCAACCCUCCAUGUGGUUGAAAAUCCACAUUUCAACUCUUUGAAAACUUAACUACUAAUAGCCUAUUGUUGACCAGAGGCCUUACCAAUAGAAAAAAUAGUUAACACAUAUUUUGUAAGCUAUACAUAUUAUAUAUUGUAUUCUUAUAAUAAAGUAAGCUGGAGAAAAGAAAAUGUUAUUAAGAAAAUCAUAAAGAAGAGAAAAUACAUUCACAGAACCGUACUGUAAAAAUUUUGUGUGUAUUAUUUUUGGUUGGAAUGUUCUAUAUAUAUCUAAAUCCAUUUGGUAAUGUGUCAUUCAAAUACAUUGUUUCCUUACUGAUUUUCUGCCUAGAUGAUCUAUCCAUGAUGUAAGUGGGGUAUUAAAGUCCCCUUACUAUUAUUGUAUUACUAACAAUCUUUUUAUUUCUGUUGAUAUUUACUUUAUGUAUUUAGAUGCUCCAUGUUGAAUGCAUAGAUAUUUAUAAUUGUUACAUCUUGUUGGAUUGAUCCCUUUAUCAUUAUGUAAUGCCCUUCUUUGUCUCUUGUUACGGUCUUUGUUUUAAUAUAUAUUUUGUCUGAUACAAGUAUUGCCAACAGCUUUUUUCCCCCACUUCCAUUUGCAUGGAAUAUCUUUUUCCAUCCUUUCACUUUCAGUCGUGUGUCUUUAGGUCUGAAGUGAGUUUCCUGUAGACCCCGUACAUAAUGGGUCUUGUUUUUUUAUUCAUUUGAGGAAUGAUCUUUAAAUAGCAUAGCAGGAGUCUAAGGAAAAUGACACUACUUAAAUAGAUUUUUUUUCUUGUUUAAUUAGAAAAGGUAAUGAAGAGGCACCUGGCUGGUGCAGUCAGAGGAGCAUGCAACUCUUCAUCUUGGUAGUGAGUUUGAGCCCCACAACAGGUGCAGAGAUUACUUAAAUAAAUAAAACUUAAAAAAAGUGA
This is a messenger RNA of Nyctereutes procyonoides (raccoon dog), 18180 nucleotides long. RefSeq names its product RAB23, member RAS oncogene family (gene RAB23). Bases 352 to 1065 code for a protein of 237 amino acids. The transcript is spliced from 7 exons. Lineage: Eukaryota; Metazoa; Chordata; Mammalia; Carnivora; Canidae. The record is from RefSeq and is a predicted model, not a curated record. Gene Ontology annotation, molecular function: GTP binding; GTPase activity.